Molecule: messenger RNA, 1968 nt
Organism: Dissoconium aciculare CBS 342.82
Lineage: Eukaryota; Fungi; Ascomycota; Dothideomycetes; Mycosphaerellales; Dissoconiaceae
Exons: 1
Coding region: 1-1968 (655 amino acids)
Biological process (GO): DNA-templated transcription; regulation of DNA-templated transcription
Molecular function (GO): DNA-binding transcription factor activity, RNA polymerase II-specific; DNA binding; zinc ion binding
Source: RefSeq, a predicted model, not a curated record
AUGCUUUCACGGAGUCUUUCAACCGAGACUAAGCACGACCCUAGCCAUAAAAAGCGAGAUGUAGGAGACAAUGAUGGCGGAGACUUUCUGUCGAAGCGCUCUCGGGUCGAAGAAUCCUUUUCCAACAUCGAUCUGUCGACCUUUCAAAAGAAGAAGUCACCCGUCGCUACACGGACUGGACAAGCCUGUGAUCGCUGCAAGAUACGCAAGAUCCGAUGCGAUGCUCGCCCUGAAGGAUGCUCUCCGUGCAUGCAAAACAACACAAUAUGCAGGACGACAGACCGGAUCACUGGCCGUGCGACCUCACGUGGCCAUACUGAAACCCUUGAACAGGACAACGCUGCUUUGGCCUCAUACCUACUCGAACUGCAGCAACAACUACGGGAUCAUGGCCUAGAGCCCAAGCAGUCCCCUGAGGACAUAUUGUCAUAUCUCUCAAGCGAACCCGGAUCGCGUGCCACUUCAUUUUCGGACGCGGCACAAUCACAUGACAACCAGCCUCGCGGAAACGCGCGCUCGCCGGACACUCAGAUUAGCCAUCAGCACAUUGCACUUCCUCAUUUCCGAGCAGGGUGCGUGGGCGACAACUAUUUCGGCGUUUCCACAGACAACAACGCCCUUGGUUCAAUCGAAGGAACAUCAUUGGCACUAUUUGGUACUAAAAUAGACCUGGUGGAGUUCACAGUAGGAGAGGGAGAUCCAGCAACCGCGCCCAUGUCAUAUCACAGCUUUCUACGAUAUGCCUUUGCUGAGACGAGACAGAGCCACUGUGAUCUACCAAGCUUCGAAAAGUGCAAACUUUACGCCGAUUGGUACUUCCGCUCAUUCCAGCCGUUUGUUCCAGUCCUCUGUCGCCUUGAUUUUUCGUCACUUUUGAAUCGCAUUUUUCUGGAGGCAUACCAGCCUAGCCCUGCAGAGGUUGUCAUGGUGCACAUGCUCAUGGCCAGCAUGGACUUUCAGAUACAUGCCCGAAACGCAGACGAAAAAUGUCUUCAAGACUCAGUGCAGCAUUAUCACUAUGCUAUUGGCUUCGUUCCUGAACUUAUCGCAAGUCACACCUUGGAAGAUAUGCAAGCACUGACGAUGAUUUGUGGACACCUGCGCUGUCAACCUCGGCCCGGGGCGGCUUGGUGGUUUACGCAUACCGUGAUGAGCCUGGCGAUAGAGUCCGGCCUACACCGUUCGGCCAGUGCCUGGAAAGGCUCUUCGUUCAAUCAGGAUCCACAUCACCUGGAAAUGCGCAAGCGAGUGUUCUGGACACUGCUAUUUUACACUGUUCAGAUAAGCGGCAAGCUGGGUCGUCCAAUGCCUUUACGCAUCGAGGAUUUCGACAUCGAGGUCCCCAAGGCAAUUGAUGAUGACCUGCCGUCGGAUCUUGAUCUCUCACCUUUCAGGAAAUGCACCUACCGGGCGGGCAUCGAGACGGCCAAAUUGAUGCCGAUCGUCCUGAACAUAUAUUCCACGAUAUACACCAUCAACUCCACUGGGCAAUAUGAACGAAACGCGAAGAGGCUUGGGGACGAGCUCGAUACGUUCUAUGCUAGCAUUCCAAACGAACUAAAGGUCGGUGAACACACCAAGGAUGAAGCUCGCGUUGCCGCACUCUAUCUUGACUUGCUUGUUGGGGAGCACCAAUUACUGCUGCAUCAUCCAGCCGUGUGUCGGACACGAUCGCCAGAGGUUAUCGCUCGCAGUCUUGAUAAGUGUUUGACUUGGAGCACCAAAAUUCUGGCUGCAGCGGUACAACUCAAGUCCUUCAAAAGUCUUGAUACCACCUUGUAUGGUACCACCACAUUUCUUGCCGCGAUUUUCAUCACCCUCUUCAUCAUGCAACAAAGGAGAAAGGAGAUCACGAAGAAGAGUUUCCGGCAACUGCAAGUCGACAUUGAACUAUGGCUGGACGUCUUCGGGGAAGUGGGCCACCUUCUUGGUAUGGCAAUCUUAGAUUUGUGUUCUGGACUAUGCUGA